AUGGUAAAGCCAGAUGGAGUUGCUGGUAAACAUGUUGAUGUUAUCAAGAAAACAAUUUCGGAUUCUGGCUUCAGCAUAAUCGAUGAGAUCGAGCUGCAAUUGGACGAGAAUGCGGCAAAGAGUUUCUACGAAGAACAUUCUUCCAAGAGUUUCUUCUCGAGCCUUGUUAAAUACAUGACAAGUGGGCCGGUGCUAGUAAUGGUUCUGGAGAAGGAAACUGCGAUAGCAGAUUGGCGUGUUUUGAUUGGGCCUACCAAUGCAAGCAAAGCUAAAGUGACUCAUCCUAGAAGUUUGAGAGCCUUGUGCGGGACUGACUCAGAAAGAAAUUGUGUUCACGGUUCAGAUUCACCGCAAUCUGCUGCAAGAGAAAUAGCGUUUUUCUUUCAGAAGUCCUCUUCAGGCUCUGUCUCAAAGCAUGAUGAAUUAUAG
Messenger RNA from Striga hermonthica, 429 nucleotides. NCBI's taxonomy places the organism in Eukaryota, Viridiplantae, Streptophyta, Magnoliopsida, Lamiales, Orobanchaceae. The record is from the annotation of a GenBank genome assembly.